AACUUAACUUUUUUUUCCUCUCUCUUUGUUUUUUUUUUCUUCUUCAAACUUCCCAUUUUUCUUUUCCCUCUUCCUUAUUUUUGUUAACUCUUCUUCUUCAUUCUUAGCUGGUUGCAUUUAAAAGAACAAAAGCAAAAUCGUCCUCCCAACCUAGAGCCCAAAUGAAGGGUGAUUAAUUGUGAUGAAAUUGGUAGGUGAGUGAUGGGGACGGUGCGUAAGGAGUAUGAUUUCAUGACAAACCCACACCCACACCCACUCAUCUUCUACCGACAGGGUAGACCCAAGAAUCUUGGAGGUGGAGAAGAAGCAGCCAUUUUGUGCUGUAUAUGCAAUGAAUUAUUCCGUCCACCAGUGUUCGGGUGCUCGCGGGACGAUUGCAACUUCUAUGUCCAUCAAUCAUGCAUCAAACUUCCUCCUACGAUCCACAACCCCUUCUAUACCAAGUCUGCCCCUGCUGUCUUUUCCCUCACCACUUCCAACAACUUCCCCUGCAACUGCUGUUCCCAAAAACCAUACGACUUCUCUUACGUUUGCUCCUUCCGAAAAUUCGAUAUAAAACUCGACUUACAAUGCGCCAUCGCCCUCACCCUCGACCCGAAGGCCAACAGUUUACUAAACACCACAACCGCAGAUGGUGGUAACUUAUUUCUACAUUUCUGUCAUCCCCAUCAAUUGGCCCGUCACCUUCCCACACAUCCAGAUAGGAAAACUACAACAAUUCCUGUUUGUAUUGUCUGCCAUGGCCCUAUCAAAUCAUCUUCUACCUACUACUUUUGCCCUCAAUCUCAACCUUACUGUAAUUCCUACACCUUUCAUCCACAAUGUGCUGAGCUGCCUCGCCAAAUCCUGAAUCCUGAUCUCCAUCGUCAUCCAUUGUUUCUCUUUGCUAUGCCUUGGAAGUCCAACACCCUUUGCGUUGAUUGUAAAAAUGAAUGCACUAACUUUUUCUACUCUUGCCCAACCUGCUGGAAGUCCAUGAAUCUUCACGUAAAUUGUGUUUCCUCAUUCAAACACCAACACGACUUCCAGAUUCUUCUUAGGAAGCUUCGUGAUUACGAUUGCCAACUCUGUCACAAACAUGCCACCAAUGAAUUCCCUUGGUUUUGUACAAUCUGCCAUCAACUUGCCCAUAAAAAAUGUGCAAUUCGUCAAAUGUCCCAACAUCUUCAUCGUCACUCCUCUACUCAAACAUCAUCUGAUAAUGUUCAUAAAAAUAUAAUCUCACAUUUUAGCCAUAAGCAACAUAUGUUGACCCUUUGUGAGCCACAGCCUCUCCAGUCUUGCCCUGGUCGUGAAUAUAAACUUUGUGAAGCGUGUAUGCAAUGCAUAUCAACGCAUCUGUCUCAAUUCUAUUCUUGUCAACCAUGUGGCUUCUAUUUGCACCCAGAGUGCGCAUCAUUGCCGACCCUAUACGACAAUACCUUCCUCCAUGAGCACAAAUUGAGUAUGGUGUAUACCCCAGAUUUUGUAUUCUCAUGUGCCGUUUGUCUUCAAUAUUGUCAUGGUUUUGCUUACCAUUGUGAAGAAUGUCACUAUGUAAUUGACAUUCGAUGUGCUACUACAAUCACAUUCCCAUUUACACAUUCAAGUCACCAUCAUCCCUUGUCUGAUUAUGACAGAAAAGUAAAACACAAGUGUAAAGCUUGUGGAGAGAAUUUAAUGCACAAAAACAGUGUAGGAUGUGAGGAAUGCGACUUUUACUUGGACUUACGAUGUGCACAUCUGCCAAUUGAAGUAAAAACUAGAUUUGAUGAACAUCCAUUGAGCCUCAUCAUUGUUAUUGAUGGUGAAGAAGAAGAAAGUGAAGAAGAAGAAGAAAGUGAUAGUGAAGAAGAAGAAGAAAGUGACGAUGAAGAAGAAAGUGAAGAAGAAGAAAGUGAUAGUGAAGAAGAAGAAGAAAGUGAUGGUGAAGAAGAAAUUGAUGGUGUAGAAGAAGAAGAAAUUGAUGGUGAAGAAGAAUAUUAUUGUGAUAUUUGUGAAGAAGAAAGGAACAAAGGGGAGUGGUUCUACUAUUGUCGGGCGUGUUGUUUUGCAGCACAUCCAAGGUGUGUUCUUGGGGACUUUCCCUUUCUUAAGUCAAUUCAAUUUGACGGCCAUCCUCAUCCUCUGAGUUGGGUAUUGAAGACACAGAAGUCCUUUGAUUGCAGUGCUUGUGACCAGUUUUAUGAUGGCAAUUUAGCCCUUGAAUGUAGGUGUUGUAAGGACUUUAAUGUGCAUGCAUUCGGAGAAUGUUACCAAAACCAGCUUACACAAGGUCAAAUCACUUUCAUUAUGCCGUCUCUUCGCUAUCGUUCAAUUCCCCACUACUGAUGCCUACAUCAAACUGGAGUGAUGGAGAGAGAGCAUAAGACGAAGGCUGAUAAUGCUAUUUUGAGGAACACCCACCCACCCACUGCUGAUGAUCUUCCACCGUCGGCCCCUCCAUGACGGUGGAGAGGAAGAAACGUUCGAUCCCCCGACGUUCGGUUGCUCCGAUGACUACAUCCAACUUACCCGUAAGAUCUCCAGCCAUUUUUCAUACAUGUGAUCAUCAUUCUGUUUCACUCUCCACCUCCAACAACUUCCCCUGCACCCCUUGUAUUAGGGAUUAUCGAUAAGUUUAAAGUGAACAACUUUACCUGUAUUACUCAUGUGAACAAGUUAAACUCCUCUCCUAAAUAAGCCUUUGUAUUUGUAAUGUGUUGGGUCAAAACCCAUACCACCCCGAUUACAUCUGCUCCUACAACACCCAUUUGAAUAUGAGACCUCCUGAUCCUUUCUACUCUAAAAUCUAUGCUGUUAUUCCCAUCUUACGAUUGGUCCAAUCUAUACAAUCUUUAUAUUUUUUCC
Molecule: messenger RNA, 2829 nt
Organism: Benincasa hispida (wax gourd)
Lineage: Eukaryota; Viridiplantae; Streptophyta; Magnoliopsida; Cucurbitales; Cucurbitaceae
Source: RefSeq, a predicted model, not a curated record